AGCUGAAGGACCUGAACAGCUCCAUGACAACCCCUGAGAUGGCCAGAGAGAUCGAGGAGCUGAGGAAGGACUGUGCGAGUUAUGCGGAGAAACUAGAGAGGAUUAAGUCUGCCACCAACCACGUGACUCCGGAAGAAAAAGAGAAGGUCUGUAGUGAGCAGAAGCUGUACUGCAAGGAGUGGCGGAGGAGGAAGCGAAUGGCGACUGAGCUGCUGGAGGCCAUCCUGGAGGGGUACCCCAAAAGCAAGAAACAAUUCUUUGAGGAGGUUGGGAUAGAGACGGAUGAGGACCAUAACGUCACGUUGCCGGCAGCCGUGUGA
Cariama cristata (Red-legged seriema) is the source of this 320-nucleotide messenger RNA. RefSeq names its product PSMC3 interacting protein (gene PSMC3IP). The record is from RefSeq and is a predicted model, not a curated record. The annotation marks the transcript as partial. Gene Ontology annotation, cellular component: DNA recombinase auxiliary factor complex; condensed nuclear chromosome. Lineage: Eukaryota; Metazoa; Chordata; Aves; Cariamiformes; Cariamidae. Gene Ontology annotation, biological process: meiotic joint molecule formation; homologous chromosome pairing at meiosis; meiotic strand invasion involved in reciprocal meiotic recombination. The transcript has 4 exons. Gene Ontology annotation, molecular function: recombinase activator activity; double-stranded DNA binding.